AUGGACACUCUCAACGCGACGGCCGACAUUCCGUCGACGUCGAACUCGAGCGAGAUGGAAGAGGAUUACUGUCGGUACGAGGUCCUCCAGCCGCACAUGCUCGUCAUGCGAUUCUGGAUGGUUUCCGUCUUCGGAUCGACAAUCUCGUUCAUUUCGAUGAUUGAGAACAUCUUCCUGUUCCUUCUGUUCGUCACAAGGUUCGUUCUGUUUACAGUAUCCCCCUACCGUAAUCCUUUCAGUCGCCGUCAUCGCCGCGAGAACCUGUUCAUGAUGCUGCUCGCCUUCUUCGACAUUUUCGUUUCGAUGGCCUACAUUAUGCUCAUGUCCGUCAACGUCCUCUCCGAUGUUUUGAUGUCGCCUCUUCUCGUUAGUGUCUGGUCAGUUCCAGUUCUUUUCUAUAAUCCGUACUUUUUCCCUUCUCAGGUACACCUACAUGAUCCCCAUCAUCACCAUUUCCCACAUUGCGAUGACUUCCUCGUCCUUUCUGAUCGUGGCUGCUUCUUUCGAACGAUACUGUGUCACAUUGAACACGUCCAGCUUGAGAUUCGCACAAAAGUGAGUCUCUUUUAUAGAAUUACUUCUAGGGAGUGAUUUCAGAAAUCGAAAGUUGAUAGCCUUGUGUGCAAUAUUCUUGGGAAUAGUGAGCAAAGGGACCAUCUCCAUAGAGUUCGAGGUACCCAUCAAUCUACCUGUCCGAUUGCCACGUCACCCCAAUUUCAGCUUGUGCAUCACGAAGAAUGCGUCGACCAGAUGACGGCCACGACGAUGAAGUUCCGACCGUUCGUCUUCGAGACCCAGUACCAUUAUCUGUUCCGUUUCUGGUACCGCAACUUUGUCACUGUCUUCGCGCCGUUCUUCAUCCUUCUCUACCUGAACAUCCGCAUCGUGAAGGCCCUGACGACGUACACGACGGCGACUGUCUGUCUGGUGACCAAUGGAAACAGUGCGGAUUUGCAGAAGCGGAAGGUGAGAAAAAAACAAAAAAGGAUCGGGGGAUGAUGAGGGUUGCAGGCGAGUGCAAGGGCGGCCACCAGGACUCUCGUCAUGGUCGGAUGCUGCUACAUCAUCUCGAACAUCAUCAACGUCAUCCUCACUUCUCUCGAGCAGGCCAACAAUGAGAUGGCCGUCGACUAUCCAGAGUGAGUCCGUUACUCUUCCGUUCCCAGUGCUCACCCUCCUUUUUCAGUCUGUACAUCGUCGCCAUCGACCUAGUCUCGCUGCUGACCACGAUGGCUUGUGCCGCCCGUCUGCCCAUCUACCUCUACUGUCAACCGGUCCUCCGUCGCGAGAUAUUCUUGCGCUUCAAGCGUCUCUGCAUUCCAUGCGUAAGUCCCCACUUCUCCUCUCUUUCUUCCCACACCCUUUUUGCAGUCAUCUGAUGUUUCCAGAGUUCAUCGUCCCCUGAAAAACUCGGCGAGCGACUGAAGUCUGUCGAGACGGACACCAGUUUUCUUGUGAGUUUCGAAGUACCUGAAACGACUCUAACUGCUAUCAAUUUAAGAGUAAAGCGGACGGAAACAACUCGGAUAUUGUUCCGAUCGCCACCAUUUCCGAGAUGGAAAACGAGAAAAUACUGGCGAAGAACGGCGCGAACUCGGCCUACGAGACUCUUUUGUAA
Caenorhabditis sp. 36 PRJEB53466 is the source of this 1618-nucleotide messenger RNA. The record is from the annotation of a GenBank genome assembly. NCBI's taxonomy places the organism in Eukaryota, Metazoa, Nematoda, Chromadorea, Rhabditida, Rhabditidae.